Messenger RNA from Passer domesticus (house sparrow), 1258 nucleotides. RefSeq names its product cAMP-dependent protein kinase inhibitor beta (gene PKIB). Gene Ontology annotation, molecular function: cAMP-dependent protein kinase inhibitor activity. Lineage: Eukaryota; Metazoa; Chordata; Aves; Passeriformes; Passeridae. Gene Ontology annotation, cellular component: cytoplasm; nucleus. The record is from RefSeq and is a predicted model, not a curated record. The coding region runs from base 246 to 479 and encodes 77 amino acids. The transcript is spliced from 3 exons. Gene Ontology annotation, biological process: negative regulation of cAMP-dependent protein kinase activity.
UGCAGCUGCACCACGGCCUCUCCCUGUGCGACGUAACAAGGCUCGGAGCCAAAAAGGGUCACACAUGGCCACAUCCAGGUGCCAACUUUUUGUCACACGCUCGCUGCUUGCGUCGGGCAGGAGUGGGAGGAUGUCCUGUGUCAUUUUGCUGGUGCAGUUUGAGGGACUGCAGCCAAAAAGAGAGGAAAGAAAAGGGAGUAAAGUCAGCAAAGCUCCAGAUGUUGCUAUGAGGAAAGGAGUCAGCAAUGACUGAUGUAGAGCCUGUGGUCACAGAUUUUGUCUCAUCAGGACGGUCAGGCCGCCGAAACGCCUUACCAGAUAUCCUGGGCUCUCCUGCUGGUGCUGGGACUUCAGAACUGCCACACAAACUGGCGGAGCUCUCUGUUUCAGAAGAUGCAGGAGCAGAGGGUGGAGAAGUGUCAUCAUCCAAAGCCUUGCCGGAAAGUCAAGAGGCGGAAGGAAAACGCAAUGAUUCCUAACACCUAAGGACUUCUGGGUUAAUGAAUCCCAUCAACAGACUUCCCAGUUUCCCUGCAUCACCCCUUCUGAAGUGUGGUAGCAACUUUAGCAGCACAGACAUGACUUUGCAACACACUUGUACCUAGAUGAUUAUGUGGAUGGCAUACAGUUCUUUCCACUGUCAUCCUUCUAAAGCAAUGUUCUACAUAUCCAAACAGGAAGAAAACUAAAGAAUGUAUGUCUUGUUUUCAGUUUUUCUCUCUUGUUUUGGUUAUAGUAUUCAUCCUAACUAAUGUUUGACAGUUACAAUUAAUAUACCUACCAGGAACUAAUCAUUGUUUCAAAAUAAAAAUCCUGUUUCUUAAUUUCCCAAACCAGCCACUUUCUCUCUGGCACAGAGGUGUGUUCACUCCCCACAAGAUGAUAUUAAGUAUAUAUUAGAUUACAGACAUUGUCUGUAAUUUAUCUCCUGAGAUUUUUGUUCUCAUUAAACAUAUGUAGAUGGAUGUGAGAAAAAAAGAUAAUUACAUAAAAUUUUCUCCUACUCCUGUUGCUAGAAGGUUUUAUAAACUACUUAAAAAUCAGUGUUUGUUUUCAGACUCUCCUUAUCUCUAUUUGAUUAUGGCAGAUCAUCUCAAUUCUCCCACUCUUAGAAGUCUCACCACUUUGGCCCUUCAUUUUCAUGCUGAAUAUUGUAGAUGUUCAUGUGUAUCUAAAGUAAAGUAGGUAUGUUUGUAUAUGAUGAAAAUUGUUUAAGCUCACCGUGGAAAUUAAAUAUCUAUAAUCUUUUCUGUCUUCA